AUGACUUCUUUGCUUGUGCCGAAUAAUGUGUACACCAUGGACAAAACCGGUAAUGUGCUCUUUACCCUUAGCUGUAUUGUAGUCCUUGUAAGCAAGAAUAACCAACAGGACUACAGAGGUAUUAGCAUAAAACGCACAAUGCUCAGUACCAUUGAAUGCGUGUCAGCAAGCGGUGAACAUUCGCAUCCAAUAACCAUCUAA
Bipolaris victoriae FI3 is the source of this 201-nucleotide messenger RNA. RefSeq lists its product as hypothetical. The transcript has a single exon. The record is from RefSeq and is a predicted model, not a curated record. Bases 1 to 201 code for a protein of 66 amino acids. Lineage: Eukaryota; Fungi; Ascomycota; Dothideomycetes; Pleosporales; Pleosporaceae.